Quercus robur (English oak) is the source of this 3209-nucleotide messenger RNA. RefSeq names its product ATP-dependent DNA helicase At3g02060, chloroplastic. The transcript is spliced from 14 exons. Gene Ontology annotation, molecular function: nucleic acid binding; ATP binding. Lineage: Eukaryota; Viridiplantae; Streptophyta; Magnoliopsida; Fagales; Fagaceae. The record is from RefSeq and is a predicted model, not a curated record. Bases 135 to 2588 code for a protein of 817 amino acids.
ACUACUUUUUUACAUUAGAUAACUGAAAUGCCACUUCUUGAUUGAAAAGUAAAACCCCUCCAAAACCUCCACCUCUGAUUUAUCCAGAUUCUCCAAUGUCCAAAUUCUCCAUUUAACCUCACUCUUCUUCUUCAAUGGCUUGUUCUCUUCUCCCAGUACCCGACAUUUCCAGGCCUCUGGUUUUGAAGAAGCUCAGCUCAUCUCCAAAGCUAUGGACACUGUUGGGUCUCAGGUGUCCUUGCCACUUCAAAACCAAACCUUCGCUUUCACUCACCAAAGCUGUCUACACCCAAAACUUCUCUCUCCCUCUCUCCAGAGACAAAAUCGAACCCGACCAAGACCCCAUUUCGUUACUAAACGAGAGGAUUCGCCGUGACUAUAACAAGCGAGACGCUUCGAGAACUGUCAUGGACUCGAAGGAGGCCGAGAAGUAUAUUCAGCUGGUGAAGGAGCAGCAACAGAGGGGCUUGCAAAAACUCAAGGGAGAUAGACAGCCCAAAAAGAAUGGUGGGUUCAGUUACAAAGUGGACCCUUAUAGUCUUCGUUCCGGGGACUAUGUUGUGCAUAAAAAAGUGGGUGUUGGAAGAUUUGUGGGUAUUAAAUUCGAUGUUCCUAAAGAUUCUCCAAACCCAGUUGAGUAUGUGUUCAUAGAAUAUGCAGAUGGAAUGGCUAAGCUUCCUCUCACCCAGGCUUCUCGUUUGCUCUAUCGAUAUAAUCUCCCGAAUGAAACAAAGAGGCCCCGGACAUUGAGUAAAUUGAAUGACACGACUGUAUGGGAGAGGAGAAAGACUAAAGGAAAGGUUGCGAUUCAGAAAAUGGUUGUUGACUUGAUGGAGCUGUAUCUACAUAGGCUAAAACAAAGAAGGCCACCCUACCCAAAGAGUCCUUUCAUGGCUGAAUUUGAAGCUCAAUUUCCUUAUGAACCCACACCAGAUCAAAAACAGGCUUUCAUUGAUGUGGGGAAGGAUUUGACAGAGAGAGAAACUCCAAUGGACCGAUUAAUUUGUGGAGAUGUUGGCUUUGGUAAAACUGAAGUUGCAUUACGUGCCAUCUUUUGUGUAGUCUCAGCAGGGAAGCAAGCUAUGGUUCUAGCACCUACAAUUGUAUUAGCCAAACAACAUUUUGAGGUUAUUUCAGAGCGAUUUUCUAUGUAUCCUGAAACGAAGGUUGGACUCAUGAGCAGGUUUCAGACCAAAGCAGAGAAAGAGGAGCACCUGCAUAUGAUUAAAAAUGGUCAACUGGACAUUAUUGUUGGGACUCACUCGCUUCUCGGAAAUCGUGUUGUGUAUAAUAAUCUAGGUCUUCUCGUGGUCGAUGAGGAACAGAGGUUUGGCGUCAAGCAGAAGGAGAAGAUUGCUUCAUUCAAAACUUCAGUUGAUGUUCUUACGCUCUCAGCAACGCCUAUACCAAGAACCCUUUAUUUAGCAUUGACUGGGUUUCGUGAUGCAAGUUUGAUUUCAACUCCACCUCCAGAAAGAGUACCAAUAAAAACUCACCUUUCAGCAUAUAGCAAGGAAAAUGUAAUAUCAGCCAUCAAGUAUGAGCUGGACCGCGGGGGCCAAGUUUUUUAUGUUCUACCUCGUAUCAAAGGACUGGAAGAAGUGAUGGAAUUUCUUGAACAGUCAUUUCCAACUGUUGAAAUAGCUAUUGCACAUGGAAAGCAAUACUCAAAGCAGCUUGAGGAAACCAUGGAGAAAUUUGCACAAGGUGAAAUUAAAAUUCUUAUAUGCACAAAUAUUGUGGAAAGUGGGCUUGACAUUCAAAAUGCAAACACCAUCAUAGUUCAGGAGGUUCAACAAUUUGGCUUAGCACAGUUGUAUCAGUUGCGUGGAAGAGUAGGGCGGGCAGAUAAGGAAGCUCAUGCACAUUUAUUUUACCCAGAUAAGUCACUACUGACUGAUCAAGCACUGGAGAGGCUUGCUGCUCUAGAAGAAUGUCGUGAACUUGGCCAAGGCUUUCAACUUGCAGAGAGAGACAUGGGUAUUAGAGGUUUUGGCACCAUCUUUGGUGAGCAACAGACAGGUGAUGUUGGAAAUGUUGGCAUUGAUCUCUUCUUUGAGAUGCUCUUUGAGAGCUUGUCCAAGGUUGAAGAGCAUCGUGUUAUUUCAGUUCCUUACCAGUCUGUACGGGUUGAUAUAAAUAUAAACCCUCAUCUCCCUUCUGCGUACAUAAAUUAUUUGGAGAACCCUAUGGAAAUAAUUAAUGAAGCUGAGAAAGCUGCUGAGAAAGAAAUCUGGAGUUUGAUGCAAUUUACAGAAAAUCUGCGUCGCCAAUAUGGAAAAGAGCCUUACUCCAUGGAGCUUCUAUUGAAGAAGCUUUAUGUGAGGAGGAUGGCAGCAGAUCUAGGGAUAAAAAGAAUCUAUGCUUCAGGAAAGAUGGUCGGUAUGAAAACAAACAUGACUAAACUGGUUUUUAAGCUGAUUACAGAGUCAAUGGUGUCUGAUGUUCACCGAAAUUCUUUGGUUCUAGAGGAUGACCUAAUUAAGGCAGAACUACUUUUAGAGCUACCAAGAGAACAACUGCUAAAUUGGAUUUUUCAAUGCUUGGCUGAACUUCAUGCUUCGCUACCAGCCCUAAUAAAAUACUAGUUUUUUUUUCCUAGGGAAGAAAAACAUACAAUUUUUGACUUGCUGAGGUCUUUGAAACUUCGCGGAAUGGGUGCAUCACAUUUAGAUAUAUGCAUUGGAUGGGAUCACUGAAAAGGAAGUUGAGAAUCUGUCCAUCUCUGAUGAUCCUGGAUUGCGACCUAGUGUUGCAAUUUAGUAGUGCCCUUGCAUAAAUCACAUAAAAGUGUACGAAGUCAGGACUAAUUAAUGCAAAACCAAUAUAUGCAGCCAGAACAGAACUAAGAAGUGUUUUUAAGUCAAAGGUGAUUCUUCUAUGUCAAAUGAAGGACUCAAGUCUGAAUAUCUGAGGAUGGGACUCUACCUGAUCUGCUUUAAAUUUUUACUUCAAAGGGAACAACUUCACUGUGAAAAGAAUGUAGAUAGGCUAGAAGUUUAACACAUCCUGGACUCUGAUGUAGGCAUAUAGCCUUUCACAUUGAAAGAAGCAUAUGUAUUUGUGCUCCCUUUUUGUCAUGAUUUUAAUGUAUAGAAGCUUUGUUUUAGAUUAUCUAUGAUGUAUUGGAUUAAUAAAACUUGGAUACAUGGAAUCUGGAAAAUAAUAAGGUAUAUAAUAAUCUCAAUGGUGUAAUUCAUUGUUGUACA